Messenger RNA from Lineus longissimus, 3640 nucleotides. Its product is annotated as UDP-glucuronosyltransferase 1A5-like. Gene Ontology annotation, molecular function: UDP-glycosyltransferase activity. The coding region runs from base 82 to 1638 and encodes 518 amino acids. The transcript has a single exon. Lineage: Eukaryota; Metazoa; Nemertea; Pilidiophora; Heteronemertea; Lineidae. The record is from RefSeq and is a predicted model, not a curated record.
UUGUUCGAUGGAUUCGGUGUCCUGGUGGGGACACGGAUAGUAUGAUCAAUUCUUCGGAUUGGUAACCCAGGGAUAUAGAUCAUGGAGGUACAACAUUUUAUCGCAGUUCUAUUUGUCUUAUUUACUGAUUUACAUGUCAACGAAGGCAAGAAGAUUGUAAUGUUACCAUUGAUGAUUCGAAGCCGGUUCCUGCAGAUGAUGGGCAUCGCAGAGCCCCUGAUGGACAAGGGGCACCAGGUCUACAUGACCGUGGACAGGACGUACGAACUUCCUUCAGAGGUUAGGCGAUCCCGUAUGAAAAUCAUGUAUUACGACACAGGGCGGCCUUUACAGGCUAAUCUCAUGUCGAAUGUUGAUGCUCUAAUAGAGACCUUUCGUGAAACAAACUUUGUCAAGAAGGGUAUAAAAGCUGGAGUUUAUUUCAAAGCGCUUGCCGAUGACUGUCACAAUUUUCUUCAAACAGAAGACAUCAUGUCAAGGUUAAAAUCAGAGAGAUUUGAUUUUGCUAUUGUUGAAGGUUCCUCCGUAUCUCGUUGUUACUACAUCGUCGCGCACAUCCUUGGUAUUCCUUAUGCAAGCCUUGGAACAUUCCAUUCAUUGGAUAUAGCAUCUGCAGCAAGCCAGGCCCACUAUCUCGUCCCUUCCCUUGCAAACCCAGACAGUCUUUUGACGGGUCAAACUUUGGUAAUGAGACUCGCUGGAGUGUUCCACACCAUCCUUCUUUCAAGAAAGGUGGAAGCAGAUUUUCGUAAAUAUGCAGCGGAUAAACCUUACAGUUCUCUUUACGAUCUUGCAUGCAAUUCAGAGCUGUGGUUACUUGAUGCAGCUCCUCAGCUUAGUGUCCCAAUGCCGGAGCCGCCCAAUGUCAUACACGUUGGUGGACUGAGCUCAAGGGAAGCUCGACCAAUAUCAGAUCCACGUCUAAAGCAGUUUGUGGACAAAGCUGAAGCCGGGUUUAUCUUCAUCUCUUUCGGGAGCAUGCUGGAGAACUACCCAUCGUUCUUGCAAACAAUACUGCUGGACGUUAUGCAGAAACUCCCGCUGAAAGUUGUAUGGAAAAAUGCCAAUAUUUCGAAUAUUCAGAAUAAAAUCCCUGCGAAUGUGUUUGUGUCUGAUUGGCUGCCCCAAAAUGACGUACUUGGACAUCCAAACGUCAAACUAUUCAUCACUCAUUGCGGGAGCGGCGGCCAGCAUGAAGCACUCUUCCAUGCCGUUCCCAUGGUCGGCGUACCUCUCUGGGUUGAUCAACAAUUCAACGCUCGAAAACUGGUAAAAUUUGGUUUCGGACGUUUUGUGGACUCACAGCACCUUACCACAGACAGAUUAUUGGCAGAAAUCGAUCUUGUUCUGUCCAAUCAGAGUUAUAAAGACAACAUUGUAUCGGCGUCCAAAAUGUUUCGUGAUCAACCAAUGAAGCCUCGCGAGACUGCGGCCUAUUGGAUAGAACACGUGAUGAAAUAUGGCGGUUCCCAUUUGAGAAGUUCGACACUUGAUAUGCCUUGGUAUCAACUCAUAAUGGUCGAUGUUUUAUGUGUUUUAAUUCUUGUGUUGAUAUUUUCCAUGUUUGUCACUUGGAUGAUAAUUCGAUGUGUUUGCCGAUCUUGUUGUAAAAGGACAACUAAGAUUAAAAGGGCAUGAAUGAUCAUAAAUGUUAUCAGGUUACAAGCAACAUGAUAAAACAACCUCUUUUAGAAACUUCGUCGAAGACCAAGUUGAUGAACAAAAAGCACUUUAAAUCGAGAAAUUCCAAAAAGGUUCAUCGGGUUAGUUCCUUAUAUUCAAUCAGAUUACUACUUUUAUCGCAAGCAAUUGGAAAUUUACCUCGAGGAAAUAUUAUUCAUACAUUGUGACACAGUAAGACUCUGGUAGUAUGAAACUGCCACACACACGAGCAGAUCCCAGAGGUCAGCUGACGUCAUCAGGCGACCUGUAUCAACCAUAUGCAUGUAAUGUAGUACUCGGCAGUUUAUAAUUGAAAUUAUUGUACAUGCAUCUACAUGUACUCCAGUAGCGUGCGCUUGCGCGAGUAGCGCCACUGCGUCCUUUUCGUCGCUUGCAUCCCUAGCGCCAGACUGAGGUGUGCGACUCUCGGAGAGCGGGUUAGAAUGGCCGACGGAUAUGAUUUGUGAGAGAGGUGGCAGAUUUUGCAAAUGCCGGCUUUGCGAUGUACAAAAAAAUGUUUAUCGCAUCACAGACACAAUGAUGUUCGUUUGAAAAAAUAGAAUAGGCAAUGAAUAACUUUACAUAACAAGCGUACAUAUAUACAUGAAUAAGAAAUGUGGUCAGUAUCAUUUAGUGAGUAAUUCUUGCAGCUUACACAUUCCCGGUCCGAUGCCUGGUCAUACUUUUUACGCUGCUUUACUUUUCUGUUUAUAUCGGGCCUUGUGCGAAAGCGUUCGCCUCCAAGUCACACCGGGCAUGAGCUUCAAGGCGGUGCUUACCGAUGUGCGGCACCAGUAAUCCAACGCAAGGUAAAUUGCUUGUCAGUGAUAAAAGAACUCUAAUUUAUGAAACGAGAAAAUCAUAUGCUUUAUCUACUUUACCUUCAUUGAUAGUUUGUAAGGCAUGCCAGUAAGCGAUGAAAACCUAUUAUCGUGCAUAAUGUGCCACUUAACGUACUCAAGGUCAACUGCGAUUUGAUAUGUACAUGUAUAACCGCGACUGAUAUUUUUCACGUGAAAAGUCUAUUUACAUCACAUAUUAUGAUGAACAUGAAUUCAUGAUAAUCUUGGUGCGCCUAAAAAAAGGUUUAUAUACAGGACCGUAAAAUAAUUUCCUACGACGUGAUAACAAUAUCGUUCAUUUGAAAGGCACGAUAGUUAUUUUAUACCAUAUUUAUCAACUGAUGUUAUUUUGAAAGAAUGCUAAAUCUUGUGCUUCUUUUUUACGUCGUAUUUUCAUUUGACGAUCUACAAUAGUUCCAAGCCUGGUAAAACCACACGCCUCCCUGCGCGAUCUCGUGAUGUUUGGGUGGUCGAUUGCCCCGGGCUUCAAUCCAACCUUGUGUCGAGAAUUUGCGGAGGCGCAAUGACUUGGGACGAGGCUGAAUAGUUCCCGAAUCAUCAACUAGGGGGAGGAAGCCAGUUAUAGACUUCUUUGUUUCGCUGUAUGCUGGACUUUGCUUGCCAGUUGAUUAAGAGGGCGUGUCAGGCCUUCAAGGUAUUUCAUUUCGUUUUUGGUUUAGUACAUAUUUAUAUUUCAUUUUGUACUUUGUAUAUAUUUUAUUCUUUUUUCUGGCCUAAUUUGAUCCAUUAUAUGUAGAGGACGCUCUCAAUUUUGUAAUCGACCAUUGAAACCGGGACACUUCUUCUUUUGUACUUCGGAUGCUGCAAGUUCACCAUAUAUUGAUAUAUAUUGAUGAAUAUCAGCAUAUUUGCAUAAACGCAAAAAAAAUAUAUAAGGCGAGCUUAUCUAUUUUUGAUAAGCGCAAUUCAAAUCUUUCAAAAUCGUACUGCGCCAACUGAGGGUGAUAUGAAUAAGAAUAAUAGUGGUUUGAAUAAGACUAACAGUAGUUGUGAUAGUGCCGGUCCAAGGCGUGAUCAAAUACCCAACCAAAGUGAUCCUGUAAUAACAACGUUCCUUUCAUUGAUGAUUUGUAAGACAUGCCAGUAGAAAGGUUAAUAAACAGCGACAAAAACUA